Molecule: messenger RNA, 4898 nt
Organism: Linum trigynum
Lineage: Eukaryota; Viridiplantae; Streptophyta; Magnoliopsida; Malpighiales; Linaceae
Source: the annotation of a GenBank genome assembly
CCUAAGGUGGCUGGAGUAACCCUAGGGUAACCGAGAUGACUGACCUCGGGAUGGCGGGAAUUCCCCAAGGUGACUCAGGGUGGCCGGAGUGACCCCGGGGUGUCCGAGGUGAGCCGAGGUGAUUGACCUAGGGGUGGUCAAGGUGAUGAGAUGAUUGACCUCGGGGUGGCCGAGUUGACCCUAGGUGAUGAUGCCACGAUGGCUGGAGUGACUCCAAGGUGACCUAGAUUAAUUGGCGAGGGUUGUGGAGUAAGGACUAUCUAGGAACACUUUCAUCAAAUUAAAUUGUUUAAUUUGGGGUCCAUCAGUUUUCUUUACUAGCGGAUUUGGAAACUCGCUGCACAGCUACCUAUGACGAUCUUCAAUAUCUGCCUCAUGCUUUACUGCAUUAGUUUGAUGCGCAGGUGGUGACAUGAGAGUUUGCUUAGUACCAUGCUCCUCGAGCUUCACAUUCCGUUCCACGGCUGGUGUCCCUUUCCUGCCUCGUGAAUCAUCUCCUCCUCUCAUUCAUAGUUAUUCCAUUCUAAUUCGUUUUGAUAGAGCAACAAAAUCCACUGUGGGAGGGAGUGUUGGUUUCGUCAGCUAUAGUUAUGGCAAAGUUAUUCUUUGCACGUUGUGCCAUUUUUAUCCUCAUACAUAUGAUCCAUUACUCAAUGAGCUUCUUGCUCUUCGUGAUUCUCUUUGUUGGUGUCUAGUUCACUCCUUUACUAAAGUCUUAUUCUAUGGUGAUGAGCAGGUGAUUAUGCAGAUGAACAACGCACGAGAUUCAUCACACAUGGUUGCCCAUAUCGUGACAAAUUAAAUUUUUUAAUUUGGGGUCCAUCAGCUGGUGUCCCUUCCCUGCCUCGUGAAUCAUCUCCUCCUUUCAUUCCUAGUUAUUCCAUUCUAAUUCGUUUUGAUGGAGCAACCAAAUCCACUGUGGGAGGGAGUGUUGGUUUAGUCAGUUAUAGUUAUGGCAAAGCUCUUCUUUGCACGUUGUGCCAUUUUUACCCUCAUAUAUAUGAUCCAUUACUCAUUGAGCUUCUUGCUCUUCGUGAUUCUCUCUGUUGGUGUCUGGUUCCCUCCUUUACUAAAGUCUUAUUUUGUGGUGAUGAGCAGGUGAUUAUUCAGAUGAACAACGCAAGAGCUUCGUUGGUUGCCCAUAUCGUGACAAAAUAAGCCCUUAAAACGAUGGUUCAGACACUUAUCGACCAUAGUAUUUUGUGAAUUUCGGUUUUAUAGUAUGAGAGACAAAGACCUUGUAUAUUGACGUUUCUAUGCCCUUCUUAGAUAACUAUGCCAAAAAAAAAAAAAACUGGCGCCGAGGAAUGGGCCGGAAUUACAGUCCACACCAGGUUCAAAUUCAAUACUUUGGUCCGGUCCGGUCCGUCCGAUCGGUUGUUAAAAACCAAGAUGUUUACUACCCAAUCACCCAUUGACUUGGUCCAUCCCUUCCCCGAGUUCGGCAAUCGGCCGCCCCAUCUUCUCCAAGUCGUCCUCAUCUCAUUCCUUUCCCUCCCAUCGCCGCAAAAAAACCGCCUUCUUCAUUACCCGGCCGCGCACGUUCCACAAAUCCCGAAUCACAGUUCAUAAUCAGAUUGAAUGUUUGUCGGAUUCGUUGACAAAGAAAGCAGAAAACAUAGAAAGUGAUUCAGCCAUCGCAUCAGAGAUCGCCGCUUGUGAACUGAGUGAUUGGGAAAAGUUUGGUUUACUGGUAGUCCGCUGAAUCUGAACUCUUCGCUCCGAUCUCGUAUCAAGGAGUAAGCUUUAAGGCAAGUCCCCGGUGAUAGUUCUCUCUGUGCUUUUGAAUUGGUUUCAGUUGUAGCUUAGUUUCUUGCGCUUGAGUCUGAACUCAAAUUGGCUGGUUAUUGUUUUUUUUUUUUUUUUUUUGACGACUGCAUAUAUUUCCAGGCCUGCUGCCUUGCGUUGGUCGAAUCCAUUAAUGGCCUUCUAGUUGGGACCUUGAAGUUGAUGCUUGUCAGCGUGGCAAGGGCAGUUAAGUUAUUGGAUAGAGCACCCUUUGGAGAAUUCGGUUUACCAAUUCGAGGAUUUUGCAUACUGCAUAGUGUUGAUCUCUUCAAGCCCAUGAAAGAUAACGAGCUAGUAAGUUAUUUGGGUUUACGUGCUUAUACAAAAGCUAAUGUCGAGAACUCUAUGGCCAUGGAGGGAGAGCAGACAUCUUUGUCGCCAGUGGGUAUAGGGUCGACACCUGAAAUAGAAAAGAAGUAUGUGCAUCGAGUUUAUGAUGCUAUUGCGCCCCAUUUUAGUUCGACCCGGUUUGCCAAAUGGCCCAAAGUUGCAUCCUUCCUGAACUCCUUGCCCCUAGGAUCUCUAGUACUGGAUGCAGGAUGUGGGAAUGGCAAGUACUUGGGCUUGAAUCCUGAUUGCUUUUUCAUUGGAUGUGAUAUCAGUGAACCGCUUGUCAAGAUUUGUGCGGAUAGGGACAAUGAGGUCGUGGUUGCAGAUGCUGUGAAUCUGCCUUAUAGAACUGGGUUUGGUGAUGCAGCCAUAUCAAUUGCUGUGUUGCACCACUUGAGUACAGAGAUCAGGAGGAGAAAGGCAAUUGAAGAGUUGGUGAGAGUUGUUAAGACGGGUGGGUUUGUGUUGAUCACUGUUUGGGCUGCAGAGCAAGAAGAUAAGUCAUUGCUGACAAAGUGGACUCCCCUUAAUGAUAAGUAUGUGGAAGAGUGGAUAGGACCUGGUAGCCCUCGUGUCAGAAGCCCUUCAUCUUUUACUUUGCAAAGCAUCCCAGAAUCUAUGGAGGGGAUGAAUUCCAAGGAGCAUAUGCAAGAUGGGAGCCAAAUUUCUGGAGAGGAGACUGGUGGAAAUGCUGUUGAUGAUCAGAAGAGUCAACAUGAGUAUUUUGUGCCGUGGCAUUUACCAUAUCAUCGAGCUGAAGUGAGUGGUGCUUCUGCUUCUGCUAUUGCUAGUGGCUUGGCAAGGAAAGAUGACAAUAAGGGUGCUGUGGUCUACAAUCGCUACUAUCAUGUCUUUGGUGAAGGUGAACUUGAAAGGUUAGCAUCUGGUAUUAAGAAUGCAAUGGUAGUUGAUCAAUUCUUUGACAAGUCAAACUGGUGCAUCGUUCUUCAGAAAAUUGGUUGAACGAAGUAGUGAAGCAUGCCGAGAGCAGAUCUUGCUCCUCGGCCAUCUUCUUUUGGCGACAUUGAUCCGAGCGAGAAACAUAUACUCGUUGCAGCAAUGGAUUUGUAUGUUUUUCAGCGCAAUAGUACAUUGUUGUAUAAGAUUGGCUAGUUGUUUUUUGACAAACAGCUAACGGAUCAAGUCAUAAUCCAGCCUGGCCUUGCAGUCUGCUAUCUGCCUUGAAUUAUCAGUUUAAGCAAUGCUUUGAGAUGCACUUAUUUCUUCUGGUUAUGGAUUAUCUUUGGGAACUUGUGCUCAUCAAGUAUGUUCUCAACCUUGCGGGCGUGCGAGGUGGCUUAACAAUCUUGCUCUUCAAUUGCUCUUAGCUUAAGGAACUUGGGAAACAGAUUAAAGUCCAUUACAAUCCAUAUUCACUCUUAACCUUAUUCCUAUUCAACCAAAGCAACUUUCUGCAAAUCAAAGCUACCUCAUAUACAGUAGCUUCAAAAUGAUGCUGCAACUUUAUGGUCUGCUAUUUCUCUUCCCAAGCAGUCCAUUUCACGUCUUUUUUCUUAUUGACCUUCUCAUGACUUGCUUCCACGUAAGUUGACUAUUGAGUCAUACCUUCAUACAUGUAAGCUUUUCAAUUUGAAACUUGGGGAGAUGCCCUUUUGCAUACUUAAAGCUCUGUGCCAUUCCUCAGCGCGCAAUGGUUCUGUCCACUUUAUUGGCAGUACUAAGUCGACUCGAAAUGAGUCGACCAUCUCUGUAGCAAAAACGAUUUUAGGCGUUGAGCACCUAUCUUAGAAAAUACGAUUGUUUCUUUCCUUCCAUAGGCUCCAACAAAUAGCAUGGAUUAGAACUCCUUGUACACCAUUCUGCAGGAGAUGAAGGUUGUUGUUGAGGCCACUCAGCUAUUAAUGGGUUAUCGAUCAUUUUGCCAGUAUGUUGAGUGUUGACAGUAUUCUCCACACUGUUGCUCUAAAUGCACUUCAAUUUGUUGUUCUAAAUGCACUUCCUCACCUUUUUUUUUGGCUGCUUAAAAGUAUGUAUUCGCUCUUGCUUCUGCAUCAGUAAACCAUUCUGUCUGCACAUAUUGAUACAGUUAUAGUGAUAAGCUUCAUGUUUAUAUUUGUCAUGUUAUUUACAUAUGCAAAUACUUCCAGACUUCAAGUCAACAACGAUUUUGUUAACUUGGUCUAUAGGUGUGAGAUCAUCCAUCAUUUUAUAUAAACACAUGCUUGAUUACUGUUGUGAGUUCAUCUGAAAAAUCACUUAAAAUGAUAUAAAAUGAAGGAAAACAUUCCAAGGAAUCCUAUUUUGUAAGAGCUCUUCCUUGUAUAGAGGUUACUGGACACGGAUUCUGCUCGACAUCUUGAAGAAGCACAAGGGCAACAGUUCUAUCAAGGUACUGGUUUUUUCUUAGUCAUUUAGAAAACCAAAUGGUUGUUGUUUGCGGUAUUUUAUUACUGGCGGUACAUUGGUGUAGCCAAAAUCACGCUUUAAAUUUAAAAUCUUAUGAUUUUACGUUUUAGGUCAUCAAAAUGUUUUCACGUGUCAUCGUGAUUUUUCCUACUUAAUGUAGUCAAAAUCGAGUUUCAAGUGAGGUAUUUAACCGAUAUAUGUGAUGGUAAGAUUAAGUCAUUUUUUUGGUUCAAUUUUUGAGUUAGUAUACAUGUAUUACCUUUUUCCCGAGCCCACCUAUAAUCACUCAAAAUGAAUGAUUGUCAAUCUCUACAAAAAAGUGAGAUUUUUAACAAGGGAUUGUCUACCUCAUUUUGUGCUCAAUCAUUGUCCCUCCAAACAAAGUAUUUUCUUAAUACAUAGAUUGAAUCAAU